UGGUCCACUUGAUAUGGAGAUCUUCAACAUAUCAGGGCUGAGAAUAAUUGAGCUUUCACUCAACAAUCUAUCAGGAAGCCUCCCACCAAACAUGUGUUCUAUCUUACCCAACAUUGAAAGACUUUUUCUGGGCAACUUAACCAAUAUUGUUGGGACUAUUCCUCAUUCCAUCUCCAAUUGUUCAAAACUUACUAAACUAGAGCUUUCAGGCAACAAACUCACUGGCUUGAUUCCCAACACACUUGGAUAUUUGACUCAUCUACAGUACCUAAACUUGGAAAGAAACAAUUUAACCAGCGACUCAUCGUUAAGCUUCCUGACUUCCUUAACCAAUAGCAGAAAUUUAACAUUUCUUGAUAUAUCUUUCAACCCUCUAAGCAGCAUGCUUCCAGCCUCCACGGGGAACUUUUCCACAUCUCAUUUAAAAUUUUAUGCCAAGAGUUGCGAGAUCAAAGGGCGAAUUCCAAAUGAAGUUGGUAACUUAAGCAGCUUAUUAGACCUUUUACUUUCUGGAAACAAUUUGGUUGGAUCAAUUCCCACAUCAAAUGGAAACUUGAGAAAGCUUCAGCGCUUCGACUUGACUAACAACAAAUUGACAGGGUUUAUUGGAGAUCAUAUAUGUAAAUUGCAGCAUUUGGGUGAUAUUUACUUGGGUCAAAAUCAACUUUCAGGAUCUCUUCCUAAUUGUUUAGAGAAUAUUACUUCCCUUAGGGAGAUACAUCUGGGUUCCAAUAAAUUGAGUUCCAAUAUACCACCAAGCUUAGGGAACCUACAAGAUCUAGUGGUUCUUGACUUAUCGUCAAACAACAUGGUAGGUUCUUUACCUCCAGAAAUUGGAAAUCUAAACGCUAUAAUAAAGAUGGAUCUAUCGAUGAAUCAAUUUUCAAAUAGAAUUCCAACCGAAAUUGGAGGAUUGCAAAAUCUGGCACACCUUUCUUUGAGACACAAUAAAUAGCAAGGAUCUAUACCUGACUCAAUGAGCAAUAUGGUAGGUUUGGAAUUCCUAGACCUUUCUCAUAACAAUAUAUCUGGAAUCAUUCCUAAGUCUUUGGAGAAACUUCAAAACUUGAAAUAUUUCAAUAUUUCUGUCAACAAAUUGUACGGUGAAAUACCCUCGGGAGGUCCUUUCAAGAACGUCUCGAGUCAGUUUUUCAUCUACAAUGAAGCAUUGUGUGGUUCUUCAAGAUUUAGUGUCCCGCCAUGCCCCACUUCAUCAAAGCAUAGAUCAAAUAGGAAAAAGUUGCUAGUUCUGUUUCUUUUGCUCGCAAUUGCAGUUGUAUUUGUUCCUAUGACCUUUGUGCUCCUAUGGAUAAGGUAUAGAAGAGGUAAAAGUGUUCCUCAGCAAGCUGACUUAUUGUCUACCAUAGCAAGAGCUAGGAUUUCAUACCAUGAACUUCUCCAAGCAACUAAUGCACUUAGCGAGAGUAAUCUAAUUGGUUCUGGAAGUUUUGGCUCUGUUUACAAAGGCAUUCUCAGAAGUGGAACUGCCAUUGCAGUUAAAGUGUUCAACCUGCAACUGGAUGCGGCAUUCAAGAGUUUUGAUACGGAAUGUGAAGUUUUGUGUAGCAUUCGCCAUAGGAAUCUCGUAAAAGUCAUUACUAGUUGUUCCAAUCUUGAUUUCAAGGCUUUAGUUCUCGAGUAUAUGCCUAACGGGAGUCUUGAGAAGUAUUUGUAUUCGCACAACUACUUCCUCAAUGUCAGACAGAGACUAAGCAUAAUGAUAGAUGUGGCAUGUGCAUUGGAAUAUCUCCAUCACAAUUAUUCGUCGGUUGUGGUUCACUGUGAUCUAAAGCCUAGUAAUGUUUUGCUGGAUGAGGAUAUGGUUGCCCACCUAAGCGACUUUGGCAUUUCAAAACUACUUGGUGACGAUGAGAGUGAUUUAUACACUGAAACCUUCUCAACACUGGGUUAUAUUGCUCUGGAGUAUGGACUGGAUGGACUAGUGUCAACAAAAUGCGAUGUCUAUAGCUACGAGAUCAUGUUGCUGGAAACGUUUACUAGGAGAAAACCUAAUGAGUUUGAGGGAGAUCUUAGCUUGAAGCAAUGGGUGAGUUAUUCACUUCCACAGGCAGUAAUGGACGUCGUAGAUGCCAACUUGCUAACAUCAACUGACAAUCGCUUACAGAAGGAGCUUGAUGUUAUCACAUCAAUCAUGAAAGUAGCAUUAGAUUGUUGUGCUGAAUCUCCGGGAGAAGGACUAACAUGAAAGAUGCUGUAGCGAUUCUGCAGAAGAUCAAUAUUCAACUUCUUGCAUGCUAAGCAUGUUCUUGGAAUCUUUCGUCGCUUCAAGUCACUUGUUUGUUGCAAAUGUUUGCUAAAUUAGUGGAAUAAUGUAAACAUUUCUUUCUUUGUCUUCUUUUAGCACUUGAUUUCCUCUUAAUAUUAAUGUUGCAAAAUGGUGGAACUUGUAAAUAUAAAUUGAAUAACAAAAACCAAAUUAAUCCU
This is a messenger RNA of Capsicum annuum, 2445 nucleotides long. Its product is annotated as probable LRR receptor-like serine/threonine-protein kinase At3g47570. The coding region runs from base 977 to 2206 and encodes 409 amino acids. Gene Ontology annotation, biological process: protein phosphorylation. Gene Ontology annotation, molecular function: ATP binding; protein kinase activity; protein binding. The record is from RefSeq and is a predicted model, not a curated record. NCBI's taxonomy places the organism in Eukaryota, Viridiplantae, Streptophyta, Magnoliopsida, Solanales, Solanaceae. The transcript is spliced from 2 exons.